AUGUUUACAUACAAAGAAAAAAUAAAGAGUUACUCAAAACACAUGACCAUUUUGAACCUGAUUAAAACAUGGUUAUUCUGUUGCGGUCACUAUGUUGUUACUAUUACUGCUAAACCUCUAAUAUAUGUUCAUAAAGUAUUUUGUAUCGUCUUUGCAGGGGUUGUAGCUGAAACAAUUUUCGUAAAAGGAAAUGUUUCAUUCUUCAUUUUAGGUAUAGAAUAUAUUUUGAGCGUCACGCUAUCGUUGAUGUUUGGACACGAAUACCUUUCCAGGUUUUACCGAGCAAUCAAAAUUAACGACGUCAUGAUGGGAAUAAAGAAGGAAUCUAUAUUCGAUGACGUCAUAAGGAUUAUUUUGUUCAUUUUCUUAACUGUAAGAAUAUCAUUGACAUGUUUGGAAAUAUAUUUUCAAAGUGGUUUUGAGUAUCAGAUGUCGUGUGUGUGCAUUACUGUCGUGAGUAGUAACAUGAUCUGCAUGAUUAUUUCGAUAAUUUUGUACACAUGUUACGUUCGGAUGAGACUUCUAAGAAGGAGAUUUGAAGAAAUCACGAUUCCCGUAAACAUCAUUAACGAAGUCGGAGCGAUGUGUAAAGUUAGAGAAGUGCGGAGAUGUUUGCAACAUUAUCAUAAUUUACUUGACAUUAUGAAGGAUAUUGAUCGGGAAUUCAAAUAUUUGGUAAAUAUAUUUAAACCUUGUUUCUCGCUUUCUGUGAUGUGGCAACAUGACACGCUUGCAAAAGAAGAACAUCUAUCUCCGCGAUCUCUGGAUAUCUUCCAUGAUGAAUCAGUGCGCUUUGAGCUGCAAAGAGCGCUGCAGUACAUCACGAUUAGGCCUUUUGAGUACCUGCUGUGGGGCGCGGUGCCUCUCGACGUCACCUUCGUCGUCAAACUUAUAACACUUUGUAUAACCUACGUCAUUGUCGCUUUACAGAUCGUUAAAUUUACUGGUAUGAUAUAA
Molecule: messenger RNA, 957 nt
Organism: Manduca sexta (tobacco hornworm)
Lineage: Eukaryota; Metazoa; Arthropoda; Insecta; Lepidoptera; Sphingidae
Exons: 3
Coding region: 1-957 (318 amino acids)
Source: RefSeq, a predicted model, not a curated record